Molecule: messenger RNA, 1899 nt
Organism: Bombina bombina (fire-bellied toad)
Lineage: Eukaryota; Metazoa; Chordata; Amphibia; Anura; Bombinatoridae
Gene: MYL3
Product: myosin light chain 3
Exons: 7
Coding region: 59-661 (200 amino acids)
Cellular component (GO): myosin II complex
Molecular function (GO): calcium ion binding
Source: RefSeq, a predicted model, not a curated record
UCCUGUACAGUUUCUGAUUAAGGUCCAUCUCUCUCUGUGUAUUUUAUUAUACCCAACCAUGCCUCCCAGGAAAGUAGAGCCCAAGAAAGAAGAACCCAAGAAAGAAGAACCAAAGAAAGAAGAACCCAAAGCUGCACCAAAGCCCCCACCACCAGAACCAGAAGCACCCAAGGAAGUUCUGUUUGAUCCAUCAUCAGUAACAAUUGAAUACUCACUAGAUCAGAUUGAGGAAUUUAAGGAAGCUUUUUCUCUCUUUGAUCGGACCCCUAAAAGUGAAAUGAAAAUCACCUAUGGACAAUGUGGAGAUGUCAUGAGAGCUUUGGGACAAAAUCCAACUAAUGCUGAAGUUUUAAAAGUCCUUGGCCGCCCCAAGCCUGAAGAAUUAAAUACAAAGUUGAUGGAUUUUGAUACUUUCUUGCCAAUGCUCCAACAUGUAUCUAAGUCCAAGGAAAAGGGCACCUAUGAAGACUUUGUUGAAGGUCUCCGUGUCUUUGAUAAAGAAGGAAAUGGAACUGUUAUGGGGGCUGAACUUCGUCAUGUCUUGGCUACGCUAGGUGAAAGGAUGACAGAAGACGAAGUUGACAAGUUAAUGUCUGGACAGGAAGAUACAAAUGGCUGUAUCAAUUAUGAAGCUUUUGUGAAACAUAUCAUGGCAAGCUGAUCACAAGCCAAAGUUGAACCUGCUGAUUAUUGGAUUCCAACAUUGCUUUUCAACAUCAACAUGGUUCCUCCAUCAACACAUACAAAUAUUCAUUGGUUACCAUUUAUCAAAACAAUUUGAACUUUCUAUACAAACUAGUAUUUUUUUUAAUCCCAAGGUUGCCAAAAAGAUCUGCAACAUUUUGGAAAGUACAGAGUUAAAUAAAUAAAAAGGAAUGUUUAUGUUUCCCCUAAAAAGGAAUGUUUAUGGAAUGCUAUUGUAUUCCUUUAAAAGGGAAUGUCAAUGAAAAUGUAUACACUGAGAAUAUAUUUAAUAAUUUUACCUUGUUAAAAACAUUAUCAUAAUCAUCCUUUCUGGAGUCUGACUGUUUUUACAUAAAACAUUUUAGAUAUUUAAAUUUCUUAUGUAUAUGAAAAAAACUGCAGUCAUUUUCCUUUUUUGGGGAAUGCAUAUGAAAAUGUACACAAUGAGACCAUAACUAAUAAUUUUACCGUUUUGAAUACAUUUGUCAUAAUUUCAUCCUUAAUGAUUUCCUAUCCUUCUAGAAGUCUAAUUUUGUUUUAUAUAAACUGUUUUAGAGAUGAAACCUUUCAUAGACAGAUCCUUAUGAACACUGGACAGUGAUUCCCAAGGAAACCAAAAAAGAAAACUAAAUUUCAUUUGAAUGUUUCAAAUAGAACAGAAUGAACAUUAAAUCCAAUAUUUCAUUUGAUGUAUUACUGUAAAGCUAUUGGUAUGUCAAUGUCAUUUCCCUAUUCAAUUUGUUAAAGGGAUAUAUAGCUCAUUGCUCAAUUGUUUAUGUAUAUAAAUAACACAGUUAAACAUGUUAACUAUAUUUUGCAUGAAGGGUUAUGUAAAAGCUGUCACAUUUAAAUUGAUGCUCAUAAAUCUGUUGAACAAUGGCUGAUGAAGUAAACUCGCAAAACAAAGCAUAUUUUUUUUAGAUAUUCUUUUUUAGAUGGAUGAGACUGAGAAACUAUUUGAGCACAAUGUCCCUUUAAUUAUCCCUUUUAAUGAAUAUAUAAAUUAAAGAUUAUUUUGUAAGUUAUUGCAUUUUCAGUAAAAAAAACAAAAUAUUCUACCCAGAUGACAAUAGCUUUACCAUAACUGAUUAGCACAUAUAGCUAUUUAUACAACACAAAAUAUUGUAAAACAAAAAUCUUACUAUGAGAUUAAAGGCUGUUAAAGCCUAUCUAGUAUGUGUUAAACUAUUUAUCCCAAUAAAAUAUUGCAAACUU